GCAGUGUGCAGACGAUCUGUUUGCCGAGUGGCUGUGACGCGGUGGGGUUGAUUGCGGGUCUGCUGGUGGAUUGUGCAGUUACUGGAACAGAGUGGUGUUACUUCUGGACUGAACCAAGUGGUGUUUAUUUCCCUCCUCUUUCCCUCAGAGAUCUCUCUGUCAGCAUGGCCGUGGAAAAGCGCUUGGCGUAUUCCAUCGUGCAGUUCCUCAGAGACCAGACCCAUUCAGGGUCACUGAACUCUGACGAGCAGGAAAGCCUUGAAGUCGCAAUACAGUGUUUAGAGACAACGUUUAAGAUCAGCUCCAGUGACCUUCAGCUCGCAGCUCCACAACCUCUCACUGAGAUCUUCCUCAACGCACUGCUCAAGAAUGACAUUGUUGUGUCUCCGUCUGCUGAAGAGAUGGAGAGAGCCGAGCAGCUGAAGAACGAAGGAAACAAUCACAUGAAGGAGGAGAACUACAGCAGUGCGCUGGACUGUUACACCAAAGCCAUCCAUCUGGACCAAAGAAACGCAGUGUACUUCUGUAACAGGGCUGCAGCACACAGUAAACUGGGGAAUUACAGUGAAGCCAUAGGAGACUGUGAGCGCGCCAUCGCUAUCGACCCCAGCUACAGUAAAGCGUACGGACGCAUGGGGUUGGCGCUGGCUGCCAUGAGCAAGUUCCCCGAGGCCAUCACUUACUUCAAAAAGGCGUUGGUUCUGGACCCGGAGAAUGACACGUACAAAUCCAACCUGAAGACCGCUGAGCAGAAGAAGAGAGAAUCCUCCAGCUCUACGGUGUCUAGACUGGGCUUCGACAUGGCGAGUCUCAUCAACAACCCAGCGUUCAUCAGCAUGGCUGCCAGCGUGAUGCAGAACCAGCAGGUUCAGCAGCUGAUGUCGGGGAUGAUGUCCAGCGCAGUGGGAGGUCCAGCAGCAGGAGUCGGGGGAAUGUCUGAUAUCUCUAGCCUGAUUGAAGCUGGUCAGCAGUUUGCUCAGCAGAUUCAGCAGCAGAACCCAGAGUUGAUAGAACAGUUGAGGAACCACAUCCGCAGUCAGUCGUUCAGCGGCAGUCCUGAGGAACACUCCUGAUCAGAGCACUGGUGUGUGUGUGAGAGCGGAGAGAGAGAGAGAGAGAGAGAGAGAGAGUGAGAGAGAGAGAGAGUGUGAGAGAGAGAGUGAGAGAGAGAGAGAGAGAGAGAGAGUGAGAGAGGGACAGAGAGAGUGAGAGAGAGAGUGAGAGAGAGAGAGAGAGAGAGGGACAGCGCGAGAGAGAGAGAGAGAGAGAGAGAGAGAGAGAGAGGAGGCGUGGCACUUUAUCUGGAACUGAGAACACGGGUGUAAAUACUUUCACACCACACUAAUCAUCAUCAGUGUGAGCUCCUAAUGUUCUAGGGUUCUAAAGGUUCUCAGUAGACACUGUAUUUAUCCCAUCAUCAUCGUCUUCAUCACACACGUUGUUUCAACAUCUCGAUCUGUUCCGACUCUGACUGUCUGUUCUAAAGUAAGAUUUCCACCAAUCACAGACAGUCUGAUAAUAUCUAUGGCGUGAUGAUGAAAAUGAAACCUGCACAGCGACGAGCAGAUGAUUGGACGUUGAUCCGUCAUGUGACCUUAAAGGUGCAGUGUGUAAAGUGUUUGUACAUAUCAGAUUAUAAUCAGAUCAUUUUAAAGAGCACUUGUCUAAAACAGUGUGCAUUAUGGGUAAUCUGUAGGCUCUUGAGUAAACCUGCCUGCAGCAGUGCAUUGUGGGAUAUGAACUGUUUACCUUUGGCUACAAAACGAAAGAGGCAGUGUGUUUUUUAUGCUCAUUAUAAUGUCUGUGAUAUUGACAUAAAUACCUUCACAUUUUUUCUGUCCCUGAAAUUAGCCCCGCCCACAGACACUUAGCUUUAUCUUUUUUCUUCCAUGAAGGGAAAACUCGAAAAGCACGUGUGUGUGUGUGUGUGUGUGUGUGUGUGUGUCAGUCCUUCACUCUUCUCCUCGAGUGGGUUUCUGAUCCACUUCCUGCUGGCUGAUGAUCUACAGGUUCUGUGUUUAUUCUCCUGGAAAUCUGAGGAGUUUAAACAUUUACACAGUGAUUCUCAAAACCUGCUCCUGGUCUCCUGAACUCUGAGCUCCUACUCCAGUACACACACACACAUCACACACAUCACACACACACACACACACACACACUAUGCUCAGGAAGGUCAUGAUAAUAAGGUGUAGUCAGUCAGAUCAGGGUGUUAGAGCAGGAGAAAUGAUUAAAGACUAAAAUCAAGAGGCUGGCAGUGAACUAGCGUGUGAUUAGAUUCUGUCUGGAUUUUAAUGAACACACAGGAUUAAAAACAUCAGAACUGUGUGAUUAGUGAUCCUUGAUAAAAUCUAAUCGGCUUAUCCUGCUGGGUUUGAUUCAUCUUACAGUGAAUGAAACUGGCUCGUGUCCUCAGUGUUCAGUUCCAGAAGGAACGGUGAUGAUGUCACGGUGAUGAUGUCAUGGUGAUGUCACAGUGUAGAUUCAUUCACCUUUUUUUUAGCACUUUAUGUUGAUGUCAGUUCGGAGUAGUAGUUUAGGUCAAUUAGAGGACUCUGUACAUGAUGCUAGAUUUCUUCUGCAUGCUCUAGAGUGUCUGAUCUCCUGGUCACCUGAACCCCACCAUCUCGAUUCACGUGGAGAAAAUAAAUCACAGCUGAAUAAAUGUCACAUCAAAUCUCUGUGCAAUUUAUUGUGUUUCUUCAGCAAACGACUAAAAGAGUGAUUAAACAUGAACAAUUAGUCCUGUGGUGUUUACAGACACUGUAGAGGUUUUAUAUAAUUACACGUUUACACAGAAAUGUCCUGUUUCAUCAUCAGGAACACACAGAACACUUCAGAACAAAUCAUCUAAUUUUACAAUCAUUUACUGUAUUAAAGGAUCACUGUGCUAAAGAUAUUAAAGUUGCAGUGUGGAACGUGUAAAAUUUCUAGAUCUGGAACGAGAGUAGACUCUCAAGAUACUUUACAAAACCUCUGAUGUCAAGACUUUAUAUUUUCCCCAGCACUGAAAUGAGUUAAGCCCCACCCACUCACUCUGGUGACUUACAUUGUUUUAACCCAGGGGGCGGAGCAAGCCGGAACAGUUCUCAUUAGCGUUUGGAAACAAACACAGUUCACCAGCCAAGCAGCAGAGGGCCGUAAACAUUACAGACUGCUGCUUUAAAGGCUAAUAGAUUAUUCUGAGGAAAAUAAUAACGUGUGUUUAGUAAUUUAAAUCAAAAAACCUCAAUAGCCUCAUCUUGCUCUAGUCUCUCUCUCUCUCUUUGCCCCCCCUCCCUCCCUCCCUCCUUCCUUACUCAAAAAGGUGGAGGUGAUAAAGAGUCUCCAGGUUUGAUGAGGUGUAUUUAGAGGUCAGUUCUCCGGUCUGCAGUUCGCUUGUUUAUUAACAUGUACACACUUAAAAUCUGAAGAAGGCUUUAAAAGCACACAUUUUAAAAGAAGAAGGUCAGCUGAUAGUGUAAAAAGUGGUGAUGCAGUUGGUCCGUGGAGGUGCAGGUUACUGCUACAGGAAGUGGGAGUGGCCUCAGGUCUCUGGGCUCAGGUAAGGACACACCACACACACCUGAGCGAUGUCGUCGUACUCGUACGUCCGUUUCAGGAAAGUGUCUGUGAGCCUCAGACCUGAUAUACUCUGAAACAUAAACAUUACAGGACACACACACACACACACACACACACAAACAUGAAGCACUGAACAGAUCUUAAGCCUGAGAGGUCACAUGACCACUCUUAUUAAACACAAAAUACGCAUGUUAUAUGUGUUUAAUAUCUUACACACUGGGAGUAAUGCUGUGUUGUGUGGAAAUGCACAACUUCUACACAACAUCACACAUUUAUUCUUAAUUAACUAAUAAUUUAGCUAACAGGUUGGUGAAGUGUUAAUUAAUAAACUGUGUGUGUGUGUAGUGAAGGUUACUGUCAUCGCCCUGAAGUUUAUAAAUUCACCUCUGAUACACAGCACUGACACUGGAGACUCCUUACACACAUCACACACACACACACACACAUCACACACACACACACA
Messenger RNA from Hemibagrus wyckioides, 4024 nucleotides. RefSeq names its product small glutamine rich tetratricopeptide repeat co-chaperone beta (gene sgtb). Gene Ontology annotation, molecular function: protein binding; molecular adaptor activity. The transcript is spliced from 11 exons. The record is from RefSeq and is a predicted model, not a curated record. Bases 165 to 1073 code for a protein of 302 amino acids. Lineage: Eukaryota; Metazoa; Chordata; Actinopteri; Siluriformes; Bagridae. Gene Ontology annotation, biological process: post-translational protein targeting to endoplasmic reticulum membrane. Gene Ontology annotation, cellular component: TRC complex; membrane.